AUGCUGCCUGUGUUCACCUUACAGCCCGUGUCGGAUGAAGCUAUUUUCAAUGUUUUUAACAGUGUUCCUAAGCUCGAUUCGGACGGGCGGCAGGUGUUUACUGAGGAGGGCGAGGUUGUGAGGGAGCUUGAGCAGAAGUUUAAUUUUCAUUGGCAUGUGGAACAUUUUAACCACGAGACUGAUCAUUAUAUUGUGAAGGCGGGCCAGUUGAACACUGGCGAUCAGGCCAGUUACGACCAGCUGCUGGAUUUCGUUGCGGGGAUACCCCCAAUCCAGCGUGUGGGCGAAGGGAGAAGACCCGUUGUUGACGAGGACGAGAAGCCAGUGUAA
Molecule: messenger RNA, 330 nt
Organism: Vicia faba (fava bean)
Lineage: Eukaryota; Viridiplantae; Streptophyta; Magnoliopsida; Fabales; Fabaceae
Source: the annotation of a GenBank genome assembly